Messenger RNA from Phragmites australis (common reed), 2836 nucleotides. RefSeq names its product protein NRT1/ PTR FAMILY 1.1-like. The transcript has 5 exons. Gene Ontology annotation, cellular component: plasma membrane. The record is from RefSeq and is a predicted model, not a curated record. Bases 2031 to 2705 code for a protein of 224 amino acids. Lineage: Eukaryota; Viridiplantae; Streptophyta; Magnoliopsida; Poales; Poaceae.
UAUAUAUAUAUAUAUAUAGUUAUAUAGUUAUAUAUUAUCUCACCUUGCACAGUUGAUCAUAGUAAUAUGGUAUCUCAUAUUAUUGUAGACCAACCCCACGAUGCUGCAUAGGAAGGUCAGCAGUAAUUCUUAGUUAAAUUUCAUUAAGAAACAGCUAUUUUUUUAAUUCUCACAUAACUCAGUUCUUGAGCCAAUUUGCAAUAUUCUUAGGAAGUAUUGCCUAGGUUUGGUUCAUAGGUCAUAUCUUUCACCUGAUCAUAAGGUGUAAUGGAACCAUUUAGAGUACAUACGUACUGGGAUGUAUACACAUGACCUAUGCAAAUUGUUGUAUGUGGGAGAAAAAACAGAUAACUUUCUUUGAUGUAAGCAUGUAUCUUUAUCCACUGUUUUUUUGCUGCACUUUGGCAAUCACUGAUGUUCAUUUAUGUUCUCAAUUUAAGAACUCUUAAUCUGAGCGUAUUAAGAGAGAUUCAUUGUGUGCUAAUUUAUAGUAGAGACGGUUGGUAGACUAGUGAGAGACUGCAAAUUGGCCGAUGGUGUGUAGAAAAAUAAUCAAAUCAAAUUGUUUAUUCUACUAUUCUGUUUGAUAUUUCGAUUGUGAAGUGCAUUUAAGUACUUCCGCGUUUCUAUUUGAGUGGAUGCUAAGAAUACUACUCCCACAAAAUAUAAAAUAUAUGAGAUUAGCAUUUGGUGUAUAAAUGCCACUUCCGAUGAGAUUUUCCUUUUAGGAUUUUGAGUGCUAAGCGCUUGGGCCUGGAAUUUUGGAUUUGUUCACUUAGAUUGACCGCCUGUUGUUGCUGAUGGUUUUGGAUUCUUCUGUUUUACUAAUCUUGGUCAACCAAAGAUGAAAAGGUUACCCAUAUGCACUAUAGUUCUGAUACUCAUACAUAUAAUAUAUGGUCAACCAAAGAUGAAAGGGUUGGUACACAGUCCUUCAAAAUUUAAAGAUCAAUCUCUUCCUUUUGCUUCUGAUUCAUUUUCUUGACUGACUUGGUUGAAGGCAGAACAAGUAUUUAACUUUCUGAAGUAUUGAUUAAGCAUUCCUAGAGAUUUCCCUGUGACCUCAGUAGAGAAUCUUUGAUCCCGGGCUGUUUUCUGCCAAAUGAUGCAUAAUAACAUUAAUGUCCCUUUCUGCGCAAACAAGUAAAUUAUAUAACAUGAGAUCAGAUUAUACCAAAUAAUAAACACCUGGAAAAUAUUGGUCGUUACAAUUUGUUCGUCUUCUUUGUUUUCCUCAAUAACAUUUUUUGCACUGUUGUUUUCACCCUCCACAGUUGUGAAAUUUUGGUUGUACAGCAUGAAAUUUUAGCUCCGAAUUCAGGUAGCAAUUGAUUGGUUGGCUGCUUUUUUGAAGGGAUACACAGUCUGGCUCCUUCUAAUCUGGUCUGAAAGCAAAACCUUGAAAGCUUUGUUACCUCAAUCUUUUCAUGCUUCCUUAAGGACAUGCAAUCAUGGUUUUCAUUCCUGCAACCAUAUAUUCAAAUUGGUCAUUUUCUUUCAACUUAGAAAUAUAUAGAUCUGAUGUUUGGUAUUUUGAUCUUCUCAUCACAGUUGAUCUCCUUUUUGUUUGCUGGGUUCUGCAAAACACACAUAUUGUCGGAGUUCUAAUUCUUGAAUGGGAAAGCCAUAGAUUUAUAGACAGAAUGUGCUUCUUUAUUCAGCUUUUCAGGUUAAGCACCACUAACGAAAUUACCUGGACAAGAAAAUCUGAACAUCAAUGCAACCUGCGUUGUUAUUUGCCAUGGAUCUCCACUGAAAAUAUCUGCUAAAAAAAACUUACAUAUUUGGUUGCUGAGGAGGUGGUGGCGUACUGCCCGUGCUACUAAUGAGGAGGUGGCUUACUGCCCGUGCUGCUGAGGAGGAGGUGGCUUACUGCCUGUGCAGCUCUCGCUCCUUCCGCUAACGGUUGUGACGAGAUCAUUCAGUCGCACCGCCUCAAUCCAAUCUGUCAUACCCAGAAGACGAUCUUGGCGUCCUGUAGGGACGAGCUCCGUGCCUCUGGGUUCUGGUUUGAGAACGAGUGGGCCAAGAUGAUCAUAGGAAGGUUGCCAUGGACCUUGCUGCGUGGUCUUCAAACUAUCCCAUUUAUUGUAGAAAGUGAAGGAUGUGAGCGAAUUGUGAGCGCAGCAAUCGGCGCAAAUAUUAUUAUAUACUUGACCAACGAGUACCAUAUGGGCAUUGCAACAAUUGCAGUAGUUUUAUUUGCCUAUCAAGCGGCUAUGAUCACCAGUUCUUCAAAAUAUUACAGGGAGAGAAAAAGUACUUAUAAGCAGAGGAUGGGCAUUAGCGUUAUGUUUUCUGUUGCAUCUGCUCUUGCAGCAUCAGCAGUGGUGGUUGUUCGGAGGAAGAAAGCAAUAAAGCAAGGCUUGGGAGACAAUGCUCAUGGGAUUGUAAACAUUGGACAGAUCGAAUUCUACUUUGUUGUGCUACCAAAAUCAAUGGGUAGCUUAGCAUUGGCCCUCAUGCUCCUUGCAACGGGUGUUGCAAACAUUGAAGCAACAAUGAUUGUCAAGCUUGUCAAACUGGUCACAGGUAGCGGAGGAAGAGUGAGCUGGCUUCCAGAUAAUAUAAACCAUGGACACUAUGACUACUACUAUUGUCUGCUUGCCCUGCUUGGUGUUGCCAAUUUCAUCUAUUUUGUUGUUUGUUGUUACUGGUUUGAGGAACCAACACCAAACCAACUUGUUGAAUCUUCUGGAGAUUAACAAGUCAAGACAAAACACAAUAUAGUUGUUGUGACAUAGUUUUUACAGACACAUGUAACCUUCCUAUCUAGUGGGCCUAGUGUGUUUUCUCUUCUUUAUGAAUCUCCGUUAUUAUGCAUUACAUUUUUUUA